UCUUAUUCCAAAAAGCAGAAAUGACGUUACUGGUCGGUCUUGAAUGUCUGCCUCGGCAGGGCCACCUCGUGUGCUGCACCGGAUACUUAGCCCUGUAACCAAAGGGCACGGGUGCCCACGCAGGCCAUGCUCAACGAGCAGGGUAAUUGUAGACAAUCUUCUCCCAAACACCCUGUGUGGAAGCUUCCAGUUGGAGAACGAGGCACAGCCAGAAGGGCCUCAGUGUCCCUCCUGGAUCCUUGGUGCCCGUGUGAGUUGAUAUCAGCCACACUCUGGAGCAGUGACGUGGAUGCGGCUCAAGAUAUUCUGCAUGCCUCCUGCCGGCACCUGAGGAGUCGAGUGAUCCCUGGGGACCUGGGUGCCGCCCGGCGGGGCUGAGCAGGGGUCAGCGGCCAUGGCCAGUACGGCAGUCCAGCUCCUGGGCUUCCUGCUCAGCUUCCUGGGCAUGGUAGGCACGCUCAUCGCCACCAUCCUGCCGCACUGGCGGAGGACAGCGCACGUGGGCACCAACAUCCUGACGGCCGUGUCCUACCUGAAGGGUCUCUGGAUGGAGUGCGUGUGGCACAGCACGGGCAUCUACCAGUGCCAGAUCUACCGCUCGCUGCUGGCGCUGCCCCGCGACCUGCAAGCAGCCCGCGCGCUCAUGGUCAUCUCCUGCCUGCUCUCGGGCAUCGCCUGCGCCUGCGCCGUGGUGGGCAUGAAAUGCACACGCUGUGCCAAGGGCACGCCCGCCAAGACCACCUUCGCCGUGCUGGGGGGCGCGCUCUUCCUGCUGGCUGGUCUGCUCUGCAUGGUGGCUGUGUCCUGGACCACCAACGACGUGGUGCAGACCUUCUAUAACCCACUUCUUCCCAGCAGCAUGAAGUUUGAGAUCGGCCAGGCUCUCUACUUGGGUUUCAUCUCCUCGUCGCUGUCGCUCAUCGGUGGCACCCUGCUCUGCCUGUCGUGCCAGGAUGAGGCACCCUACAGACCCUACCAGGUGCCGCCCCAGGGAGGCACAGCCACCGCCUCGGCCCCCGCCUACCACCCACCCACAGCCUACAAGGGCAACCGGGCCCCCUCGGUGACCUCAGCCUCACACAGUGGGUACAGGCUCAAUGACUACGUGUGAGUCCCCCGCUUCGGGUCGCUGUCAGGGGGUGCCGCGCCCCAAGGGACCGUGUAUGGAUGCUAAGGGGCUCCAACUCCCAAGUUUACUUGGUGCUUGCUCAUGUAUCCGUGGAAACGCUGUGCCUAGGACAUGGGAGAGCAGAGAAAUGGGAAGAGGAGGAAGCUCUGUAUACCAAAGACUUUAAAACGUGCUGUUUUGUAUUUAUUAUAU
Molecule: messenger RNA, 1321 nt
Organism: Jaculus jaculus (lesser Egyptian jerboa)
Lineage: Eukaryota; Metazoa; Chordata; Mammalia; Rodentia; Dipodidae
Gene: Cldn14
Product: claudin 14
Exons: 2
Coding region: 395-1111 (238 amino acids)
Biological process (GO): bicellular tight junction assembly; cell adhesion
Cellular component (GO): plasma membrane; bicellular tight junction
Molecular function (GO): structural molecule activity
Source: RefSeq, a predicted model, not a curated record